Messenger RNA from Sapajus apella (tufted capuchin), 1032 nucleotides. RefSeq names its product nitric oxide synthase interacting protein (gene NOSIP). Gene Ontology annotation, cellular component: nucleus. The coding region runs from base 84 to 989 and encodes 301 amino acids. Lineage: Eukaryota; Metazoa; Chordata; Mammalia; Primates; Cebidae. The record is from RefSeq and is a predicted model, not a curated record. The transcript has 9 exons. Gene Ontology annotation, molecular function: ubiquitin protein ligase activity.
AGCGGAGGGGGUAACCGGCGGUCCUUUCCGGUGUCUGGGCACAGUUGAAGAAACGACCAAGGAACUGAGAGUCGCUCUUGAGGAUGACGCGGCACGGCAAGAACUGCACCGCGGGGGCUGUCUACACCUACCACGAGAAGAAGAAGGACACAGCGGCCUCAGGCUAUGGGACCCAGAACAUUCGACUGAGCCGAGAUGCUGUGAAGGACUUCGACUGCUGUUGCCUCUCCCUGCAGCCCUGCCACGAUCCUGUUGUCACCCCAGAUGGCUACCUGUAUGAGCGUGAGGCCAUCCUGGAGUACAUUCUGCAUCAGAAGAAGGAGAUCGCCCGGCAGAUGAAGGCCUAUGAGAAGCAGCGUGGCGCCAGGCGGGAGGAGCAGAAGGAGCUUCAGCGGGCGGCCUCUCAGGAUCACGUGCGGGGCUUCCUGGAGAAGGAAUCGGCCAUCGUGAGCCGGCCCCUCAAUCCUUUCACAGCCAAGGCCCUCACGGCCACCAGCCCAGAUGAUGCCCAACCCGGGACCAGCGUGGGUCCCCCAAGUAAGGACAAGGACAGAGUGCUGCCCAGCUUCUGGAUCCCGUCGCUGACACCCGAAGCCAAGGCCACCAAGCUGGAGAAGCCGUCCCGCACGGUGACCUGCCCCAUGUCGGGGAAGCCCCUGCGCAUGUCGGACCUGACGCCUGUGCACUUCACGCCGCUCGACAGUUCGGUGGACCGCGUGGGGCUCAUCACACGCAGCGAGCGCUACGUGUGCGCCGUGACCCGCGACAGCCUGAGCAACGCCACCCCCUGCGCUGUGCUGCGGCCCUCUGGGGCUGUGGUCACCCUUGAAUGCGUGGAGAAGCUAAUUCGGAAGGACAUGGUGGACCCUGUGAGUGGAGACAAACUCACCGACCGCGACAUCAUCGUGCUGCAGCGGGGCGGUACAGGAUUCGCGGGCUCGGGAGUGAAGCUGCAAGCAGAGAAAUCGCGGCCGGUGAUGCAGGCCUGAGUGCGCACGGGAGACCAAAUAAACCAGCUUGGGUGCGCAGAAA